ACAGUCUUUAUAACAGGCCAGAACCAAGGUUCCUUGGGUACCAGGCUGUUUCCACCUCCUUGCCUUUGCUCUGCUGUUUCCUCUGCCUGGGGCACCCUUCUUCCCUGGCCAGUCUCUAUUAUCAAGACUACUCAGACUCUCCUCUAGAAGUGCUUUGACUCUCACUCCACCCCUUCACCCCAUCCUACCCCUAAGUUUAACUAAACUAGACACAGUAUAGUGAAUGGUUAAGAACCAGUCUGCUUCACCACCUACUAACUGUGAGACCUUGGGCAAGUUUCUUAUUUUCUGUGAGCCUCUGUUUUGUCACUGUUAAAAUGAGGAUAAUAAUAGAACUAACCUUAGACUUUUUGUGAGCAUUAAUACGUGUAAAGCCAGUUAACAGGGCAAGUAAGUUAAUGCUGAGAAGAGCACUUAGAGGCCAGGUGCUCACACCUAUAAUCCCAGCACUUUGGGAAGCCAAGAUGGGCGUAUUGCUUGAGCUUGGGAGUUUGAAACCAGCCUGGGCAACAUGAUGAAACCCGUCUCUAUUUAAAAAAAAAAAAGAAAAAGAAUAAAGCAAAGCACUUAGAGGAGCUCUUCAUAUCAUUAAGCCUGGCCCAAUAUCUGAGAUAUGACACACCUGGUAGCUCAUGUCCCCAUGCUCCUCUGCUUGUCUGUGAAGGCUCAAGAGGUGACAGUUUAAUCACCCCAGCCUCUGUCUCUUCAUGUUGUCAUUGAGUCUGUUCUAGCCUUUUAUGACAUGUUUUUUGAGGGGCCUAAUUCACUUCUAUUCCAUGAUUCAUUUAACACGUAUGUCCCUUCUGUGGGUCAGGCCAAGUGAUAUUGUGAAAAGAACACUGGACAGCAAGACAGGAGACCUUGGAUCUGCCACUCACUGACUGUGAGGAGGGUCACGCAGCACAAUGCCAGCUCUGCCCCUGGACCAACUCCAGAUCACCCACAAGGACCCGAAGACAAGAAAGCUGAGGACUUCACCAGCGCUGCACCCCGAGCAGAAGGCAGACCGGUAUUUUGUGUUAUACAAACCGCCCCCUAAAGACAACAUUCCCGCCCUAGUGGAGGAGUACCUGGAACGCGCCACCUUCGUAGCCAAUGACCUCGACUGGCUCCUGGCCUUGCCUCACGAUAAAUUCUGGUGCCAGGUGAUCUUUGACGAGACUCUACAGAAGUGCCUGGACUCCUACCUGCGCUAUGUCCCCCGCAAAUUCGACGAGGGGGUGGCCUCAGCCCCUGAGGUUGUUGACAUGCAGAAGCGCCUCCAUCGAAGUGUUUUUCUCACCUUCCUCCGCAUGUCCACUCACAAGGAAUCCAAAGAUCACUUCAUUUCCCCUUCUGCGUUUGGAGAAAUCCUCUACAAUAACUUCCUCUUUGACAUUCCAAAGAUCCUGGACCUCUGCGUGCUCUUUGGAAAAGGCAACUCACCACUGCUCCGGAAGAUGAUAGGAAACAUCUUUACACAGCAGCCAAGUUACUACAGUGACCUGGAUGAAACCCUGCCUACCAUCCUUCAGGUCUUCAGCAAUAUCCUCCAGCACUGUGGUUUGCAAGGGGACGGGGCCAGUACCACACCCCAGAAGCUCGAGGAGAAGGGCCGAUUGACCCCCAGCGACAUGCCUCUCCUGGAAUUAAAGGACAUUGUUCUCUACCUUUGUGAUACCUGCACCACACUUUGGGCCUUUCUGGAUAUCUUCCCUUUGGCUUGCCAGACCUUCCAGAAGCACGACUUUUGUUACAGGCUUCUUGGUGACCUGUGGCAGAGGCUCUCCCAUUCCAGGAAGAAGCUAAUGGAGAUUUUCCACAUCAUCCUGAACCAGAUCUGCCUCCUUCCCAUCCUAGAAAGCAGCUGUGACAACAUUCAGGGCUUCAUAGAAGAGUUCCUUCAGAUCUUCAGCUCCUUGCUGCAGGAGAAGAGGUUCCUCCGGGACUAUGAUGCACUCUUCCCCGUGGCUGAAGACAUCAGCUUGCUGCAGCAGGCCUCGUCAGUCUUGGACGAGACGCGGACUGCCUACAUCCUCCAGGCAGUCGAGAGUGCAUGGGAAGGGGUGGACAGACGGAAAGCCGCAGAUGCUAAAGACCCAACGGUGACUGAGGAGCCUAAUGGGGAGCCUAACGGGGUCGUGGUGACAGCAGAGGCAGUCAGUCAAGCGUCAUCACAUCCGGAGAACUUGGAGGAAGAGGAGUGCAUGGGAGCAGCUGCGGCUGUGGGCCCUGCCGUGUGUGGGGUGGAGCUGGACUCACUCAUCUCCCAAGUGAAGGACCUGCUGCCAGACCUUGGUGAGGGCUUCAUCCUGGCCUGCCUGGAGUACUACCACUACGACCCAGAGCAGGUGAUCAACAAUAUCCUGGAGGAGCGGCUGGCCCCCACCCUCAGCCAGCUGGACCGCGACCUAGACAGAGAAAUGAAACCAGACCCUACACCCCUGCUGACGUCUCGCCACAACGUCUUCCAGAAUGACGAGUUUGAUGUGUUCAGCAGGGACUCAGUAGACCUGAGCCGGGUGCACAAGGGCAAGAGCACCAGGAAGGAGGAAAACACGCGGAGUUUGCUCAACGACAAGCGUGCAGUGGCGGCACAGCGGCAGCGCUACGAGCAGUACAGUGUGGUGGUGGAGGAGGUGCCACUGCAGCCAGGCGAGAGCCUGCCCUACCAUAGUGGCUACUACGAGGAUGAGUACGAUGACACAUACGAUGGCAACCAGGUGGGCGCCAAUGAUGCAGACUCUGACGAUGAGCUCAUCAGCCGCAGGCCAUUCACCAUCCCUCAGGUGCUGAGAACCAAAGUGCCUAGAGAAGGGCAGGAGGAGGAUGACGACGAUGAGGAAGACGAGGCUGACGAGGAGGCUCCCAAGCCCGACCAUUUCGUGCAGGACCCUGCAGUGCUGAGAGAGAAGGCAGAAGCCAGGCGCAUGGCCUUUCUCGCCAAGAAAGGGUACCGGCAUGACAGCUCAACAGCAGUGGCCAGCAGCCCCCGAGGCCAUGGGCAGAGCCGCGAGACAACCCAGGAACGCAGGAAGAAGGAAGCCAACAAGGCGACAAGAGCCAACCACAACCGGAGAACCAUGGCAGACCGCAAGAGGAGCAAAGGCAUGAUCCCAUCCUGAGGUCUGGUGCAGGGCCAGCUGGGAGGCAGCGGCACAAGACUCACCAGGCCGCGCUCCCAUUGCCUGGGGCCUCCUCACUAGGGGCCCCAAGUUCAACUCGACCCCUCAACAGCCUCAGCUUUGCAGCCCCUGAGAAGGCCGCCUCUCAUCUACCAGCCAGCCAUGAGCGCCUUCCUGCAGAACACACAGUGCCUUAUGCCACAGCCGAAGAAUCCGUGGGGCCGGCAAGCAGGCACCUUCCCCCAGCUGUGCUGGCGGGAAAGAGAUGGGGAUGGAGUCCCAAGGCAAGCGCCCCAAACCUCGGGCCACAAGACACCACUUCCCCUUUACCCUGGACAGCAGGAAACCUGUAUAUUCAAAAACAGAAAAAGGCCUGCUAAUAAAAUUUUUGACCCUUUCAAACGAA
Molecule: messenger RNA, 3510 nt
Organism: Symphalangus syndactylus (siamang)
Lineage: Eukaryota; Metazoa; Chordata; Mammalia; Primates; Hylobatidae
Gene: ASCC2
Product: activating signal cointegrator 1 complex subunit 2
Biological process (GO): regulation of DNA-templated transcription
Molecular function (GO): ubiquitin binding
Source: RefSeq, a predicted model, not a curated record